GUUUAGUGGUUGGAAUGGAUAUACUUGAAGCUUCGAUCGUACAUCACAUUGCGCUGGUGUUGUUGGUGCUUUGGAUCUUGUCGUCUUUGGGUUGGGCUAAUCCGGUUGUUUUCUUCGUAGCUUUGUUUUAUCUUUACAAGGUAUGGCUACUUCCUCUGCUUUGCUUAUGCUUUCGAGUCUUGUUAACUUCUGUUUAUUUUACAGUGGUAAGAGAAUCAGGUAGUAGAGUUUUGGGCGCAGGCCAAUGAUACAUAUUACAGAGAGUAUAUUUACUUAGCUCUAGAUGAUACCUAUGCCAUGUUCAGAAAGUAGUAUAUUGUUUAUCAGAAACAGUCGGAAAAUGACAUAGAAAUGCACUUUCUCAAAGAUGAAAGCUGUGUAAAAUGUUUGGCUGAAAGAGGAGGAAGAAACAUUAGGAUGUGAAUUGGUGACUUGAGCAACAAAAUCUCCACUAGUCCAAUGUUAAUUUGAAUCGUCGAUAAUGCUGUAGACCUUCUCUACUAAAUGCUACAAGCCAAAGAUUGCCUCAUCCUUCAAUGCUCAGGACAUCUCGAUCUCCAUAUUUUGUUAGUCAUCUGCUACUAUUAAACAAAAUAACACUUAUAAGGCCUAAGUUCAAAUUUUCAAUGCCUGACAGCAGAACAUUGUUAUUAUCCAAUCCAAGCCAUUAGUUGGAGACCUAACAUACUGCUACUUUGUCCUUGUGUGUAAGUGAAGUCUUUUCUAAAGCGACAAAUAAAUUUGAAUUUUGAACUAUAUUGUUUAUUAUGCAUACCAUGUAGAGGACUUAAAUACAUGCAGCAGGAGAAAUAAAUGCAUGUUUCACUUCUCUUUUUUUUGUGUGUGUUUUGGAUGUUGAAAGGGUGAGCCUUGGCACAACAGUAAGGUUGCUGCUGUGAAGGUCAUGAGUUCGAAAUAUGAAAAUAGCUGCUCUGGGAUAAUAUUGCAUACACCUGACCUUUUCCAGACCCCACAAUAGCGGGAGCCUCAUGCAUUUGGCUACCCUUUGUGUGUUUUGGGUGUUUGUUCUAUUUGCUAUAAGGUUCCUAAACAGUCAGUGCUACAUCUUCUUUAAAAGCUUUCAAACUUGAUAUCUCACCCAGUUGGCCAAUAUUGAGACGAGGCUGAGAAAAUUUGGAAAGAACCAAGGUGCUCUAGGAUCUAAGCCGAUGCUUAUCUUCUGUUUUAAGGAUUUUUACUUUAAUAAUUAAAAUUAUUAAAACACUUUGACAAAUCUUGGCCAAUGUAUUGAUGUUGUACCUGCCAAUAUCUUGGGACAUAUCAGUUUAUAAAAGCUGAGAGAGUAAGGGGUGAGAUUUUACAGUGUUGUCUCAGUGAGCGGCUGAUGCUGAUACAAGCUGAUGUCUCAAAUUGAGGUUAAUGAAUGCUAUCUACUUAGACUACGGAGGAGACUAGAGUUUGAGGGAAGAAAAUCUGCCAACCAACUAAGGCUUUUUUCUGAUUCAGAAUCAGUACGAUGGCUAAAUCAUGUGGUUGAAAAGGUUUGGCCUAUAUGCAUGGAACAAAUUGCAUCACAGGAAUUUCUCUUGCCCAUCAUACCAUGGUUCUUGGAGAAGUACAAGCCUUGGACUGUUCGCAAGGCAGUUGUUCAGCACCUUUAUUUGGGCAGGAGUCCACCAGUGUUUACAGGAAUGCGGGUUAUUCGUGAAUCAACUGAUGAUGACCAUUUGGUUCUAGAGCUGGGCAUGAACUUUCUAUCGGCUGAUGAUAUGAGUGCAAUACUUGCAGUUCAAUUAAGGAAAAGAUUAGGUUUUGGAAUGCGGGUGAAGAUGCAUGUGACGGGAAUGCAUGUUGAAGGAAAGGUUCUGGUGGGAAUGAAGUUCCUUAGACAGUGGCCCUUUCUUGGGCGUGUGAGAGUGUGUUUUCUUGAGCCACCAUACUUUCAGAUGACAGUAAAACCAAUCUUUAAUCAUGGGAUCGAUGUUACUGAACUUCCAGGAAUUGCAGGAUGGCUUGAUAAGAUUUUGGCAGAUGCAUUUGAACAGACAUUGGUUGAGCCUAAUAUGCUGGUUGUUGAUGUGGAAAAAUUUGCUUCAAUGCCAACAGAGAGUUGGUUUACUGUUGACGAAAGACAUCCAAUUGCAUUAGCUAAAGUGGAGAUUAUAGAGGCAACUGAAGUUAAACCAUCAGAUUUAAAUGGGCUUGCGGAUCCUUAUGUCAAAGGUCAAUUUGGCCCUUACAGAUUCCAGACAAAGAUUCAAAAGAAGACUCUAGCUCCAAAAUGGCUCGAAGAGUUUAAGAUUCCCAUCACUUCUUGGGAAACACCUAACAUCCUAGUUCUUGAAAUUCGUGAUAAGGAUUUUGUCUUUGAUGACAUGCUCGGGGAUUGUUCAAUAGACAUUGCUGAUCUCAGGGGUGGGCAAAGACAUGACAAGUGGCUGACCUUAUGGAACAUCAAUACAGGGAGGUUGCACUUGGCAAUUACCGUGCUUGAUAUCGAUUCUAAAAAGAAAUCCUUGCAGGGGAAGGAGAAGUCCAGUGAUGAAGGCUUAUCGAAGACGGCAGAAACUGAUUCUCCAGAAUCAAACUCAAUGGCUCAACACACUUGUACAUCUUCUGAAGUAGGUAGAAAAAUAGUGGAUGAGUUUGAACCCAUUAACAUUGAAGGGCAACAGGAGACAGGAAUGUGGAUACAUCACCCUGGGAGUUGUGCAGCUAAAUCAGAAACCCGACUCCCUGGAGAGGACAGUGCUGGCAACGACAGCCCAAGAUCAUUAGCUUCUGAGUGCAGUGAUACCAACAACGCCGAAAAAUCAUACAGGAAUGAUGUUCACGGUCUCCGCACAAUUCGGAGAGGCCUGCACAAGUUUGGGAACAAAUUCCACAGAGGCCAAAAGAAUGAGAGUCCUAGUUAGUCAUAAACAGGACAGGGUUCAUCUGAAGUGGUUCGAAGGGUGGUUCUCACGCAGCAAAUGGUACUUUCUAAGAAACAACCAGCUGGUAAAUGGAUGGGCUAUUGCAUGCCAUCUGCCUUCGACCAGGAAAAAACUAAUGCUAAAGACGAAAACAGUUCAAAUGACUCUAAGAAAUUGAUGAGUACCAGGGAAAUGUUCUGUUGGAUAACACCUUUGGUUCUGUGAAAAUUCCAGUUUUCCCUAAUUACAACUGAGUACUUUGUUAAAAGAAGGUAAUUGUGAAGUAUACAGCAUUAACCCUCUUACGUUGAUCAACAUUUGUUUUUAUUGUAAAUAGUAUGUUGAAAUAUAAGUUUAAUUUUAUGAAUAGCAUGAUUUUUUAAUA
Molecule: messenger RNA, 3261 nt
Organism: Phoenix dactylifera (date palm)
Lineage: Eukaryota; Viridiplantae; Streptophyta; Magnoliopsida; Arecales; Arecaceae
Source: RefSeq, a predicted model, not a curated record